This is a messenger RNA of Podarcis lilfordi (Lilford's wall lizard), 7475 nucleotides long. NCBI's taxonomy places the organism in Eukaryota, Metazoa, Chordata, Lepidosauria, Squamata, Lacertidae. The record is from the annotation of a GenBank genome assembly.
AUGUGGAACCUUAAGCAAAGAAAGCAGCCUCUGAUCUCGGACUAUAAAACUGAAUCUUGCCCGGGGGCCACCUGGGAUGCAACCGUGGGAAGCAACGAAACUGGGGGGACUGGGGGCUUUGGUGCUUCUGAUUGGGGAUCCCCAUUGCAGCUGGCUCAGGAAGUUGAGAGCAGCUACUCCUGCUUGGAGGACGAGGAGGAAGAGGGCGAGGAAGAGGAGAAGGGGCUCCCCUCGAUGUUUCCCUUCAGCCCAGCCUUCCCAGCUGGAGCCACCACAUCGUCCUCCGUCCUCAACAUCAACGUGGGCGGGCAAAGCUACCGACUGACAUACCAGGCGGUGGCCAUCUACCCCACCACCCGCCUGGGCCGCUUGGCCACUUCCACCGACCGCUGGCGCCAGCUGGGCCUCUGCGACGACUACGCGGCUCAGGGAGACGAGUACUUCUUUGACCGGGACCCGGCCGUCUUCCAGCUGGUCUACAACUUCUACGCCUCCGGGGUGCUGCGGGUGCGGGACGAGCUGUGUCCCCGCAGCUUCCUGGAGGAGCUGAGCUACUGGGGGGUCCGCCUCAAGUACACGCCCCGCUGCUGCCGCAUCUGCUUCGAGGAGAGGCGGGAUGAGCUGAACGAGCAGCUCAAGGUGCAGCGGGAGCUGCGGGCCCAGGCGGCCGUGCAGGAGAGCGAGCACCUCUUCCGGCACAUGCGCUACGCCGAGCAUCGCUGGCGCCUGUGGAACCUCAUGGAGAAGCCCUUCUCCUCCACCACGGCCAAAGCCAUGGGGGUGGCCUCCAGCUUCUUUGUGCUCAUCUCGGUGGUGGCACUGGCUCUCAACACGGUGGAGGAGAUGCAGCACAGAGACAAGGCCACCCUGGAGAGGAGGCCCUUGCUGGAGCACGUGGAGACCUUCUGCAUCGCCUUCUUCACCCUGGAGUACGUGCUGCGGCUGGUCUCCACCCCGGACAUCCGCUGCUUCGUCAGCAGUGCCCUCAACGCCGUGGACCUCAUUGCCAUCCUGCCCCUGUACCUCCAGCUCCUCCUGGAGCGCUUCGUGGAUGAGGACCAGCCUCGUGGGCAAGGCUCCCAGCACGAAAACGACAUAGAGAAAGUGGGGCGGGUGGGGAAGGUGGGGCAGGUGUUGCGCAUCAUGCGCCUCAUGCGCAUUUUUCGUAUCCUGAAGCUGGCCCGCCAUUCGACGGGCCUGCGCGCAUUUGGCUUCACACUGCGCCAGUGCUACCAGGAGGUGGGCUGCCUCCUGCUCUUCAUUGCGCUGGGGAUCUUUGCCUUCUCCGCCAUGGUCUACACCGUGGAACAUGAUGUCUCCAGCACAAACUUCACCAGCAUCCCCCAUGCCUGGUGGUGGGCUGCCGUAAGUACCUCCCUGGCAAUGCAAUUCUCGUUCCUUCUCCCCACCCUUUCACUUGCAAGCGUGCCUGUUUUGGCAGUGGCAGGGUCCCGGUCCCCCCCAUGCCUGGCUUUCCAAACAUCUGUUCAGAGUGUUGACUUUACAGAACAUGCAUGCAUGCACACGCACCCGUCAGCUGGAAGCUUUCCUAUAGUAGAUCAGGCUAAAAUCAGUGCCGCUCAGCUUGAACCGGAGAGCUCUUUGCGGCUGUGCCACAGAAUUUGUGCUGCUUCUCGCUGAGAAAGGGGAAGAAGGAAACGAGAAGGGAAAGCACAUGUCUGCCUGGCCUCAACUUUGCCGUGACUUAUCUGUGCCUACUUGACAGCUUGCUGCUGGUAUUUUUGUAGCAGAUACAUAAGGGAGGCUGUGGGGGUGAGUUUACAAGUGAGUUUACAAGUGAGUUUACAAAAGCAGCUCUGCUCAGUGGUUUAGCGAUGCAAUCAAAAGGGGGCACAUAUUAGCUCUCACCCAGCAGUUAAAAAGAUGAGGCUGGGAAUCUGGGAAAAAGGUGAGGCUGGGAAUCUGUCCCUACAGAAGUUUUGUUUCGUUUCCAAAUGUGCCUGUGGAUGAACAAUUUCGAGAUAGGAAAAUAAGAGCAGCUGUCCGUCACAAGGCUUUCCAGACAGCUGGUGAUCGCAGCUACAACACAGCCCAAAAUUAUUAUUUUUUAAAUUGCAUUUGCACUGAGCCAGCCGCAGACAAAAAUAACAAAACGGGAAGACCCUCUGGCUCAGUUGCUUGUAAUGCAAUACGGAGCUUAUAAUUUAUAGGUCCCUAGUUGAAAUGCAUCCUAAGCCACCAGGGAUGGGAAAAUGGACAUUUCUUCUAGCGCAGCUGGAGGAAUCAGGAGGUCUUAGUAGCCCGAGGACAGAGGCUGAUCCUGCAAAUAGUUCAGCAAUAAGAGCACAGGAACAAAGCCUUCCAUGGACUGGGACAUCAAGCUCAGGGUUGACUACACUGGCGGGUAGCUAGCACCAAGCUUUAUACAGAGCUCUACCCCUUGAGUUUUCGGAUUUUCCAUAUUGCUUUGGUGUCCAAAGUCUUUGCUGAGUCACCAGCACUAAUCAAAUGUGAAGGCAACAAGGCGAUCACUUCACUAAAACAAAAAAAAACCCUGUUCCUUGUGCCUGUGUCCACAUUCUUCCCAUGGAAACUUCCCUGCAUAUGGCAAAAUGCUGGCACAUGUGAAAGAUGGUGCAUGGGAUUUGUAUAGUUUUCAGCAGCACAAACAUCUCCUGCAAUCAAACUCAUCUUGUGUGACGUGACCUUGAUUGACCCCUUUGGAUAGGUAAAUAAAUCCAAGUUUGGAGCAGGUUCAGGGAGUGUUAACUUUGGACAGCAGAUUAUGUAAACAGACUUGUGAGCAGAAACUAGAAGUGCUACAGAAACUAGAGAAGCUAUAGAAUAUAAAUUGCAUCCUGCCAAUUUAUGAAAGCAUGUUAGAGCUUAGCUGGAAAGCUCUUCUGAUAACCCUUCCCCUUUAAGGCUAAUAUAUAUGGUGUGGGGGGAUAGAUAGAUGAUAGAUAGAUAGAUGAUAGAUAGAUAGAUAGAUAGAUGAUAGAUAGAUAGAUAUAGAUAGAUAGAUAGAUAGAUAGAUAGAUAGAUAGAUAGAUAGAUAGAUGAGAGAGAGAGAGAUGAUAGAAGAAGAAGAGUUUGGAUUUGAAAUCCCGCUUUAUCUCUACCCGAAGGAGUCUCAAAGCGGCUAACAUUCUCCUUUCCCUUCCUCCCCCACAACAAGCACUCUGUGAGGUGAGUGGGGCUGAGAGACUUCAAAGAAGUGUGACUGGCCCAAGGUCACCCAGCAGCUGCAUGUGGAGGAGCGGGGAAGCGAACCCGGUUCCCCAGAUUACGAGUCUUUUGCUCUUAACCACUACACCACACUAGAUAGAUGAUAGAUUGAUAGAUAGAUGAUAGAUAGAUAUGAGAGAGAGAGAGAGAGAGAGAGAGAGAGAGAGAGAGAUCAUGAAUAUGGUCAUCCAUUAGCUGCUAAGCAUUUUCAUUUUAGGCAAUUGUGAUUAAUCUAGAAAGAAGUUUAUUGUUUCCACAAAUAAGUCCUGCAACAUCGGGAGGGCCACUGUUCUAAAGGGAGUGGCCUGUUUGGAGGUCAAAGGUUUCCUACCCCUGGCUUAGCAGGUAUUGUUCUGGGAAGAAAAAUGACAAUCACACGGUAACUCGCAACCACCCCAUACAUUGAAAGCACUCUUGCACCACUUUAACAGUCAAGGCUUCCCCCCAAAGAAUCAGGGGAGCUGAGAGUUGGCAGGAGAUGCCCUCUUAGAACUGUGAUUCCAGCACCUAUAACUGUUCCCGGGGUUCUUUGUGGGGAGGCAGCACUCUGAAAGUGGUAGAAGUGUUUCAAAUGAAUGUUGUGGGUGUGACCAAUGAACACCAGCAAUGGGAACAACUCCAGCAUGAGGCUGCAGGCAGAGCUUUUCUUCUAGGAAAAAAAGUGUUGGUGUUGUAUGUCCUUGAGAAGUCCCAGAAAAAAAGCACUGGUUGCAGGAAUGUCUAUCUAAACCCAUCUUCUCAUCCUGGUGGUUGGUCUGGGCUGGUGGCUGUUGGCAUAACGAACCCUCCCAAACUCCAAAUCCCACUCUCCUUCGUCUUCCCCAUGCUCCAACAGUGGAGCAGAUGCCCAUUCCCCAUGCUUGAAUCCUGCACAGCUGCAGACACCUGUAGACAACAGCAGCACCUAGUUCUCUGUGUGUAUUUUUCACUUGGCCCAGUCAAGGUGAGGAGGACCAAAGCAGGUGCCAAAAGCCGGGAGACAAGCUGGGGAAAGAGGGCGGUGCCCAAGUGGGGGGAAGUGGCUGGGGAGGGAGGCACCAACUUGCAGAAAAUAUUGGGGUCCAACCCCCCAAAAUAUUUUAUUGGGGGGCAAAGGGACCAGGGCCCCACAGAGUUGAUGCCUAUCCUUCCUCUGAUCCUCAUCUCACCAAGGCAUAAAGAAACACACGUGAAAAAUUCCCCACCAGGACUCCUGGCUCUCUCAUCUGGCUGUUUAUUUUCGGAGAUCUCCCUCCUGCAUUAACAUUCAAUUCCAGUGAGUUAAUUUCCAUCAGGCCACAAAACUAAUCCCUUUUAGACCAUCAAAUGCGCCAGGUGCAUCCGACAAAUAAGCUCGCUUGCUGCAGGCUCAGGGAGGGAGCAGGACGUUUCACUCAUCUGAAACAUCAGGCUCCUUUUUCUUUGGGUGAAAAGAGGAAAAUGCCCUCCCCACUGCAUGGCUGCCUUUCCAGUGAAUAUUGCACUGGAUGCUGCCAGACGGAAGCCAAGGCACUAAAAAGGGAAGGAGAGCCCAAUGCACAUUCCGUCUGGAGCCAUUUCUUUCACUGUUUUCUCAACAUCCCUAUAAUACCUUGGCAUGGGCUAUAAUAACGAUUGCAGGAUAAGGUCAGCAGAAAGACAAAUGCAGAGUGAGACGCCAUUCUUCGGACAAAACAGGUCAGUGCUGGGUUCCCAGCACUCGGCUCUUCCACCACCAUCCACCCAUCUCUGCUUUUCCCCAUCUCUUGCAGCUUUAAGAGUCCCUGAAAACAGGGGGCGGAUUCAGCUCCUUGUUUCGAUCUGGCCUCCUCUUCCUCCACCAACCCCCUGUCCACCCUGCAAACAUUCCUUCUCCAAGUUGCAGGAGUAUCAACAGGAGAAGCUGCCUUCCUGGCAAGCGUUCCUGAAGAUAGGUAGAGCAGAGGGGGGAGAGGCCAAAGUGUACUUAGGGAGACAGCAGAACCAAGAACCUUGACGGCCUGGAUACGGUGACUGGGAGUGGCCGCCGGGACCACAUAACACCGGUCCUGAAAAACCUACAUUGGCUCCCAGUACGUUUCCAAGCACAAUUCAAAGUGUUGGUGCUGACCUUUAAAGCCCUAAACGGCCUCAGCUCAGUAUACCUGAAGGAGCGUCUCCACCCCCAUCAUUCAGCCCGGACACUGAGGUCCAGCGCCGAGGGCCCUCUGGCGGUUCCCUCAUUGCAAGAAGUGAGGUUACAGGGAACCAGGCAGAGGACCUUCUCAGUAGUGGCGCCCACCCUGUGGAACACCCCCCCCUUCAGAUGUGAAGGAAAUAAGCAGCUAUCCUAUCUUUAAAAGACAUCUGAAGGCAGCCCUUCAGAACAAUAAUGCUGUAUUGUUUUUAACACUUGAUUGGGAGCCGCCCAGAGUGGCUGGAGAAACUCAGCCAGAUGGGCGGGGUAUAAAUAAUAAAUUAUUAUUAUUAUUAUAUUAUGGGAAGGAGGCGCUGCUGCCCUGUCGUUUUUCACGAAUGAGGGACCUGGGAGAAACAAAAGGUGACUGGCUUGUUUAUUACAUUCCUAUGUGAAUUACCCUGUGGCCUUUUUGGCAAAAGGUGGCAAAUAAAUGUCUUAAAACAAAUUACUCCUAAAAUAAACGAAGCUCCACCAUAAUUCUGAAACAGGCAGAUUGACUUCAAUGCCAGCAUGGAAUUGGUUGCAGUUUUCAACCAGCAUAGAUCAAGGUAAAGGUAAAGGGACCCCUGACCAUUAGGUCCAGUUGUGACCGACUCUGGGGUUGUGGCGCUCAUCUCGUUUUAUUGGCCGAGGGAGCCGGCGUACAGCUUGCGGGUCAUGUGGCCAGCAUGACUAAGCCACUUCUGGCGAACCAGAGCAGCGCACGUAAACACCGUUUACCUUCCCGCCAGAGUGAUACCUAUUUAUCUACUUGCACUUUGACGUGCUUUCGAACUGCUAGGUUGGCAGGAGCAAUGACUGAGCAACGGGAGCUCACCCCGUCGCGGGGAUUCGAACUGCCGACCUUCUGAUCGGCAAGUCCUAGGCUCUGUGGUUUAACCCACAGCGCCACCCGCGUCCCUAUAGACCAAGGUACGGUGGCCCAAACCUAAACAAUAGAUGUUGAAAAAGACACUCGGGAAAGACAUUCCUAGGACCAUAAAUGGGUAGAGAGGGAAAAUAAAUGGUCUGAGGGACCUGCUUCUGUCACCCCCAACCCAGUCCACCACUGCCUGCUUCACAUAAAACCAAGGUGGCAAAUUAGCAGCUGACAAGGAGGGAUGGGGGGGAGGUUGGAUUCAGUUCACAUUUAAAGGUGAACUCACCAAAUGAAAACACAGCUAUCCUUCGACAUUUGCAUUGGUCCGAAUUUUGCAAUGCAGUUCUCCAGCCAAGUAAUUAGUGAAAAUGGCAUACAAAAUGUGUUAUAUUAGUGAAAAUGGCUUUGCAAAAAACAAAUGUAGAUUAGGCAAGUUUGUAUAUGAAAUGGUAUCACACGAGAAAAUUGCAGGGAAAUGCUGGUGACUUUUCAUGAGGAUUUUGUUUGUUUGUUUGGAAAAUUCACAAACUGAUGCAUAACUAUAGAGAACUGAAUUUAGGAUUGGGGAAAUGAGAAAGUGACAUGGACGUGCUUGGCCAUCUUUACUGAGGACACUGCUGUGGCUCAGAAGUUGCUCAAACACACCAUCAUUCAUAGAAAGAGAUCAUUGUCACAUAAGGGAGGGAAAGGCAGCUAAAUGGUGUGCAGUUUAUGUAUGCAUGAGUUCUCUGUGUUGGGAAGAAGUGGUAGUUUGAGAGUCCCCACCAUGGGCACCUUCCUCUGUGCACUGUGACUCCAUCUCUGAUCUUCAGGGAUGGGAAGAGCAGAGGCAGAUUCUCAUAUCUAUUGCAGAUGAAUCUCUCUUUCCUUCCCAACAUUGCAAUGGGGAGGAAAAAAUACCGCCUCUGUCCUUCAGAGACCAGUCUCUAAAUGACCCCUCUCUCCUCAGCAUAGAAAGGUGGCUUGGAUGUUCUGAGUAACUGCCUUGUUUUGUGUUUUCUUUUCAAGGUAAGCAUUUCUACUGUUGGAUAUGGAGACAUGUGUCCGGAAACCCACCUCGGACGACUCUUUGCUUUCCUCUGCAUCGCUUUCGGGAUCAUUCUGAACGGAAUGCCCAUCUCCGUCCUGUACAACAAAUUCUCAGACUAUUACAUCAAGCUGAAAGCGUACGAAUACACAGCCAUACGCAAAGACAGGGGCAAAGUGGAUUUUGCGAGGCGAGCCAUGAAGAAAAUGUCUGAGUGCUGUGGAAACAGGCCAAACCGAUUACCAAGACACAGAUACAAUUAA